Molecule: messenger RNA, 3172 nt
Organism: Chara braunii
Lineage: Eukaryota; Viridiplantae; Streptophyta; Charophyceae; Charales; Characeae
Source: the annotation of a GenBank genome assembly
ACAGGCAGCACCUCCUCUUUGCGCCAGACAGUCCAGUUUCCAAGAUUGCUCCUUAUGGCAUGCAUCUGCUAAAAAUAAAACGUGCCAGCAGGUCUACUAACUCUCUGUUCCACGCAUUAGAUGUCCCUGUUCCCGGGGCACGGGCUGUCUCUUGUUCUGGGUUCGUUCCCGGCAUGACUUAUCUUUAUUUGAGGCAUUGAAUUUUCCCUUGCUCCAGGUAUUAGUAACUUGUGCGCAGCAAGGUUUGCGACUAUGAUGGUGAUCAUGAGGAGGAGGAGGAGGAGGAGGGGGGAUGAGGGAGGAGGAAAACUUUUCUUAUGCAUCCCGCUUGUCCUUAAUGCUUGCUUAGUUUUCCAAGUAUGGAUCUGUGUAGGGUUUGUAGGCUGUAAAGACAACUCGCCAGGCUCUCCAGCUGUGGUCAACCAAGCCCAUCAGCGAGAACUGGAAGCAUGAGGAGGAAAAGAGAGAGUAGUAAGGCUAUCUACCGCCGAUGUGACUCUCCACGUCUCCCCCUCUUCUACCCCCUCGAGACUUCACAUCCUUCUCCCCCUGCUGCCCACGGGACAGACUCGGUGAUUGCGCUGGCUGUUUUGAACAAACUAACCCGGUACUAAACCUGCUUCUCAGACCAUUUUGGUUCUCAACACAAAGUACGAGAAAUUGAAAACGGAGAGAGAGAGAACUCAUUGAACCUAUCGAUUCCUACACUCCCGCUAGUAAGCUGAGGCUGGUCAUUUAUCCACCAAAAAAAAAAAAAAAAAAACGAUUGCUACCCUCAGAUAUCCUUCCCUUCCCACCCCCCCGCUAUCCCCUACCUUUGUGUCGCGACCCAUCUUGAUAGCCCUUUUUUUUUGUGUGCUCGGCGCUCGCCCAUCUUUACCCCCCUUUCAUUCACCGAUCCCAUCUGUCCGUUGCACCAUGGAGGAUGCAGAAGAUCUGCUUCCCUCUUGUAUGACUUGUACGCUACCUUUUGUUCUCUUCUUUUCCUGUUAUCAGAUUUAACAGUGCGACCACCAGAUCAGGGAACGAGGGAAAGCAACUGAAGUGAUGCAGUGAACUGAGUCUGUAUCUGGUUUUAUCCAUUCUUUGAUAUGCCUGUGCAAUAAGCCAGAGCUUCUGGCAGUCCUGUCAGUUAUACCCCCAUUCAACAUCUACACCCACACAGAUGCAGGCACCCAAUCACACAUAAGCCUUCGGCCUUACAUGGUUUACAAGCAGGAUGUCUUAUUAUAAGCAGGAUUAACUCCAGUGCCAACUCCAGUGCCACAUAACGGAUCUCAUCCUCCUAAGUGCCAUAACUCGGCUCAGAUUUGCAUGAGCCGUGGGCUCUAGGUCGUCACUUUUGGUCAAAUGCCCGAAACAAGGGUCAAAAGUCAUGCCCCAAGUCUAAGGGCAAAGGCCUGAGGCGAAGGUGUACCAAGGGCAGGCCCAGAAUCAGCACUCAGAGGCCCUACGAGGAACAGUUGACUUUGAGAAAGUCAACAGUCAACCCCAUCACGGGAGUCCAGGCCCGGUAGUCAAAGUCAACCCGCUGGUCAGCCAUGGCUGCAGAUCAGAUGCACAUUAUUGGUUGUCUGCAGGUAUCCAGAAGAAUCCGGUCCAAGUGGGACACGUGGGAGAUCUAACUGUGCAGCAUCCAGGCCAUUGGCUUCUGAUUGAUCUGGGGCGUCAACCCCUGGAGACCAGAGGCUGGUCAACGUGAGUCAACACUAUAAGUUGAUCCAGUCCCUGCUUGGAGAGCAUUCUCCUUGCGCAUACGGCCUUGCGCUGGCUUGUUGCUGGUGCGAAGAUGCAAGGCUGCUGGAGGUUUAUGUUGGCGCCAGGUUCAGAAUGUGGGCACCAGCCUUGAGGGAGAUUAUGUUGACGUGGCCAUAGCCACAUUGAUUUUGACAUUGAUAGGAGUGUGGGCGAGGAGGAGGAUCCAAACUGUGAGAUUGGUGUGUGUGAUGAGGAGAAGCUUACCUGGAAUUACCUGUGAUGUCGCUUGUGCUUCGCUGCUCAUUUCCAAGAGGAAGAUCUGCACCAUCCUCCUUGAUUGCUGCUGACGUGGAUGGAGCAUGGGCGCCCUGUUGCGACCUGUUCGUUGUAUAUGUCAGAGAUCUUCAGGGGAGAACUGUAUUGUUGAGGUGGCGAGUGAGGGAGAUGCACAAGGAGGAAGUGCGCUCGAGGAGGAAGUGCGCUUGAGGAGGAAGUGCACUUGAUGAAGCAUGGGUGCCCUGUUGGCGAGAGAUUUGCUGAUGUGGCACCGGGGAAGAGACUGGCGAGACAUUUGCUGAUGUGGAAGGGGGAGGAGAGAAGGCCCUUACCUGCUGACAUGGACAUUCCUUCGGCGUUGACGCUGGUAGUGGCUUGCUGACGUGGCAGGCUUGAUAGCGUUAUUGAACUUUCCUCCUCCAGAGGUGUUUCUUGUUGACAUGUCACGCUGCCUACUGAGGUGGCAGCGCACGUAGGGGCUGGCGUGACACCUUCCUAAAGAAACGGCGAGGUACAUAGGAUGACGUGGCAUUUUCUUAGUGUUGCGAGGUACCUCCAGUGACACGGCACCUUGCUGAAGUGGCAUCGAGUAACACAGGUUGAUGCGACAUUCCGGUGAGCAAAUACGGUCCUGAGCGGUAUUCCACUGCCCACGUGCUCCAAGUAGUACUCCAUCACUGACGUGGCCUAUAGAUGGCCCCAUGACGCCAACGUGGCAAAAAAUGAAGCAGAAAGAGAGACUAGUGUGGACAAUACCUUGCACGUGUGUGACCUGGCGUGCGGUACAGCACUAGAAUACGCCAUAGUGCCACGUGUCAGGGCAUGUGUCUGGUCAUACAGCUAUCUGCAAGAAAGACAGCAAAGGAGAGCAGCACUUGCUUGGUUCGGUGUUGCUGAUUGACUUUGUGUACUUGUCUUGGGUUGUCGUAUGGAUGGUUGCAGUCUCACCAUUCUUUAUGUUGGUUUGAUCUCACUGGCUGUGGCUGCAGAACCUGAACAGUCUCUUGGAGUCGAACAUCAUCAGUCAAAAACUAGAAGAUAAUAGAUUUAGAAAUUUUGAGAAAUUCAAAUUCUGCAUUUAAUUAUUGUAUUUCUUCAUUUCUUGCUAUAUUAUUGAAAAUUCCUUUGUGGUGAGGCUGUGGAAUCUACAACUGACUUUUUAAGUUCGUUGUGCGACAUUCUCAUUUGCAAAAAUGGC